AUGAAGCGCUCCUCGUCUGGCUCGAAGCCAGACCUGGAUGCAGAUGCCGAGGCAUCGAGGAAAGCAUCAACCACGACUGACAGCAAGCCACGCGCAAAGGCUGAGAGCGUGACUUCAACAACGACAUCUCCCGACGUGACCGCAACAUCGACGUCGACGGCGACGUCGUCGGCCGCCGCUGCGGAGGCCGACUUUUUUGCAAGAGCCCAGGCGCUGGGCCUCAAGCUCACCCGCCAGGACUACGAGCGUGCCAGAGCAGGCGUCUCGGCCUUUCUGCGUGCCGAACGCGUCACGACGCAGGCCGCUUCUCCCAAUCCUGGGUCUGGUCCUGCCUCUGGUGCUGGCUCGGGCGCCGGAGCUGGCCGAAGUCCAGAGGUGGCGGGUGGCGGUAGUGGUGGCGGCAGCGGCGGCAACCGCCUCCAAUCUCGAUCACAUAGCACGCCCAUGUUGUCAUGGUUCACCAAAGUGGUGCAACAGCAGGACGACACGCAGCCGAGACCGCGUCUGGACGACAUUGGAAGCCUGGAAGAGAGGAGGAGAAGGAGGGAAAAACGCCGGCGGAUGCGAGAGAGGCGCGAACGCCAGGGUCUCAUCUCGCCCGAUGGGGCGACUGGAGAGGCGACAACACCCUCAGACAGGACCGUGCGGUCGUCGUCGACGAUGAGCUUGCCGGCCACAUCGUGGCAAGGCAGCCAGGCAAAGCGCUCAAACGCGUCAACCGGGACAGCGAUGCAAGGGCUUGGCCUCGUCGGGCUCAAAAUGCCAGGCGAGGGGGACGACGAGAGAAAUCACAUCGAAGAAGAUGUCGUCGAAGCGCCCACGCCACCACAGAGAUCCAUGUCGACGCCCCCUACGAUCAAGAACGGCGCACGGACGCUCAACAGAUUGAGUACGAGGGCGUGUGUCAGCCCCGGUGGCACCCUCAGCCUGUUGGCCGCCUCACCGCCUUUCGAAGGUCUCAACGAUGGUGUCAUUUCCAACACGAGAGCAACGAUGGCUUCUGUGUCGCCGUCGGUUGCCUGUGCAACUGCUCUUGACUCGUCCUUCUCUUCCCUCGAAGAUGACCGCCUCGUCCACAGUGCUUCGCUGUCAAAGGACGACUCGGGCGUCUUCUUUGGCAUCGAUUCAUGCACGGCAGCUGCCGAGGAAGAAAGGGCAAUGUCGCAAAAGCAUCCUCGCCAUCGUCGACACAGUUCGACGGGAUCCAGUGCGCUCAACGAGGGCAUGGAUAGCCUCAGCUUCCUGGAUCGCGUCAUGGCGACGAAGAACAGCCCGCUGCGACUUCGCCGCGAGGCAAAGGCCUUGGAGAGACUGGGUCGACGUCCGAAUCAGCACGACAUUGUCGUCAUGACCGCCACCACAUCGCUUCCUGGCGACAGCCAGGCAGCGGCAGGCUCUCUCGAUUCUGGGCUUUCGCUGCCACGUUCGCAGAUCGGAGAGGGAACAUUGACGGUAGCUGCAACGAUGGCUCCCAAGAGCGUUCGUUGGGCUCCAGACGCAUCAAGCCCUCAUCGUCGAAUGACUACAAGAGAGCAUUACGAUUUCUUCUUUGAUGGAAUCACGCCUUCAAUCGAUGAAGGUCUUGUCAGUGUCCAUGACAGCAGUAGCAGCAACACUACCAGCACCAAUAACAACGACAGCAGCGGCAGCAGCAGUGGCGGUGGUAGCAGCAGCAGCAGCAAUGGCGGCAGCUUGGGGACAUGGGGAGAGCAGCAGGAUGCUUCUCUGUUGGGAAACGUGCAGUCGGCUCGCAAGUUCAACCAUGCAAACAGCGGUGGGGAGCUGAGGAGCGCCUUCGGCAAAGCGGCCGAUCCAAUCGAGUCUCCAACGGCCAACGGAGGUGGCGACGCUGCCACCACUAGAUCUCGUCUCUCGUCGUCGCUCUUCCGGAGCAGCUUUGGCUCUCCGAUGGCCACUCGAUCGCUGAGCACAGGUAGCGUACUGCCCAACUCUCCUGGUGAUUUGAGCCUGUCAAUCGACUCGUCGAAUCGGACACCGAAUUUUCAAGCCAAGCGCGGACUGCUCUUUGGUCCCAACAGUCUAGGCAGCAUGUCUCCGCCGCCCUUUGCCUCGGCCGCCUUUUCUUCCUCCCUCGAGGCUGCAUUUGGCGACGGUAGUGGUGGGAGCAGCAGCAUCUUUUCUCAGGGCCCCACCCUGGCCCGUUCGCCGGCCAGGGGCGCCUUUGAGACACCGCCAAAGCUUCUGCGCGCACACACCUUGGCCGCUCCAUUCUCAUUCCAGUCAUCCAGCAGCCUUGGUGGGCCUACCAGCGCAGCCAAUGAGCCGUCCUCAUCCUCGCUCAAGCCCGACUCCUCCAGCGACGCUGGCGGCCGCGAUUCGCAUAACGUCAGCCCCGAUCGUGUGAUGCUCAUGCGUGCGCAAUCGUCGGGCAUCCUCGACCGUAGGCGAACGCUGCAUCGGUCCAUCACCUCGCCCUCGACAACUCGGUCUUCUCGCUUCUCUGACCCUAGCGACGACGCUUCACCCCAACGUCCUUGCUCGUCUGCCCCAGACGACGGCAAGCAGCACCGUAGCGGAGGCAAAGCGCCACUCGGCUGGGCUCAUCGAAGCCCCAUGACGAGAUACGAGACCAUCAGCCCUGCAGCCGUCUUUGGCGCCUUGACUGCAUCCUCAUCCUCUUCGGACAAUCACCGUCAUCGCAGACUGGAUUCAGAGAUUGUCGAGUUUGAACCGACGAAGGAAGCAAGCAGAGCAAAGGGCCCACCGACAACGCUGGCUGCAGCCGGCAUCUCGUUUGGUCAUCACGAUGGCGACGGAGAAGGUGACGACGAACAAGAGAGCACCUCGAACAGCACAAGCCCUUCGGUGAGCGCAAACUCGGGAAGCGUCAACAGACUUGACAGCCUCAACGAGGGCUGGGCCACAUCCAGAGUCGCUGCUGCUGCCACAGCUGCUGGUCGGCAAGGUCACCGAUCUAGGGAAAGCUCGGCUUCCACAAGCCUAUUUGCAGAAAGCCCGCUGUAUCUCGACACUAACCAACGCAGUGCCACACUUGUGGCUGGUAGCGCGCCCGUCCCAUCUUCUUCAACAUUGGCCCAAGCGCUGGGGAUGAUUGGGAUCACAAAGCAGCAGCAGCAGCAACAACAACAACAACAGCAGCAGCAGCAGCAGCAACAACAGCAGCAACCUCCUGUACCAGCUGCGCCUGCCUCUGACCCCACUGACUCCACGCCCAGCGACGCCCCGGACGCGCCUGGGCCGCCCUCGCGCGAUAAAACAGCGGCCAAGAAGAAAAAGAGGGCGACGGCCAACAAAGAGCGGUCGUCUGCGUCGCAGCACGCGCAGGAACAGCAGCUGCAGCACGCACAGGGGCAAGAGCCAUCUUUAAGCCAGACCAGCUCAAUCUUUGGACAGAUGGAAUGGGACCGCGCCGACGGGAGCAGGGUCGUCAAACUUGUCUCAGAGGAAUUGCAGGCUGCCAUGGAAAGUGGCACGAUUGAUUCGGAGCCAGCGCCAAGGUACUACAAGCUGCCACCCGGCUUUGGAGCAUCCAAGAGUAAGCCCUCGAAUGGCUCAUACGCUGGAAUGAUUGGCCAGGCGAUCCUCUCGUCGUCCGACGGUCGACUGAGCCUCAACGAGAUCUACAACUGGAUCAGCACCGUCUACCCCUUCUUCGAACGUGGUGACCGUGGGUGGCAGAACAGCAUUCGACAUAAUCUCAGCUUGAACAAGAGCUUCAUCAAGGUUGAGCGCGACGCCUCGAUUCCAGGAAAGGGAGGCUGGUGGGCCAUCAAGACUGGCCACGAGGAUCGCUUCGUUGGGGGGUCCUACGUUGCACCCGGCACUGCUUCGAGCAAAAAGGACGUCAAGACGCCGAAGCUGCAACAUGCAAACCUUGAGCCUGCGCCGGCACUGGACAGCUCGCAGAGGAAGCGUGAGCCGUCGAGCCAGCCCAGUGAAGACGCCAGCGACGGUGAUUACAGGCCCUCGUCCAAGUCCCAACGCGGAGCCAAGGUCAUCAAGAAGGUCAAAUUGGGCGUCAACAACAAAAAGAAGGACAAGACGCAUCAAGCUGACGCGAAUGACGUCUUUCCCCACCGGGUGCCCCUUCAGCCGGUGCAGCAGCCUGCUGCUCCGCGUGCCUCUUCGCCGCCUCACGAGUUGGCCUUCGACACCAUGACUCCUGUCCGACCGGGUGGAGCAGGCAGUUUCAUGGCCAGCAGCGGCCAUGGAAGCAGCCACACGACGACAAUGACGUCGAUGCCGAUGCUGACGGACGCCAGUAGCCCUCCGAGCAGCCCAAACACAGAGAUGGCCAUGCCACCACCGUCCAAUCCGAGAUUCCACGGUGGAACGGCUUCUGUCAGCCAGAGCGCGCGCAAGCGAAAGCACGACGUCAGCGCGGCGGUGGCCAUGAUGGGCCACAAUAACGUCGGACUCACGCCAAACCAUCAACAGGCCUUCUCGUCUGGUCUCGGCAACCCGUAUGCACUUUCGCCGAGCCCGUACAGCCAGCAGCACCUGCAUCCGCACUCCUACCACCACACGAUGCAGGCCUCGCCUCUGGCCAAUUUCCGAGGCGACGGCUUGGGCGGAAUGAAUGGCGCCUCGAGGGGACCAACGGGUAAAAAUGGCCGCUUGCGAGCCGGAGCUGGCAGCUCCUUUGUCAACGUCGAAUCACCACUCCGUCGACACUCGACUAAUGGUAAUGGAGGCUCCAACAGCAACGGCAACGCAUCGCCGACAAGGCUCUUUGUUCAUUCACAGUCGCCCAUCUCUUCGCUCCGUGGCGGGUCCAACAGCUCGGUCAGCAUGGUGAGAAGCACGUCGGACGAAGGCAGAGAUGGAGGCGGUGACGAGAACCGCAAUCCGAAGGCCGCAGCCAGCAUACAUAGCCCUUUGAGAUCGUCGCCACUGAAACUGUCGUCACUGGACAAGAACCACUCGACGAUGAUGAGUCCAGCCGGAAUGAAUCUCCAAAUGGCAGUCGACCAGCAUCAACAGCAACAACCUCUGCAGCACCAGCAACAAGCCGCUUUCAUGGCGCUUGGGCCCGGCACAACGCCGCAGAGAGGACAGGGCGACAUGUCUUUCCUGACGCCCAAUGGCCAACCUCGAUGGGGACUUUCGCCCUCCCCGAUGCGCAAAUUUGCCGCUGCCAAUAGCGCCUCGACGCCCGCUCGAAUGGGCAACCAUCAACAGCAGCACCAGCAGCACCAGCAGCAUUCGCACGCUGCUGCUGGUGGAGCAAAUGCCGGAGGCGCCGCUGCUUGGCUUGAUGAUCCAUUCGACUACCAGGGUACGCUUGAGCACGAGCUUACCCUGGCCAUGCAAUCUGGCGGUGCCUCGGGCGGCGGUGCGGGCGGACAAGGCAACGGCCACGCAAGCAACGGUGGCAUGACCACGCCCGGGGUGGAGUUGAGCCCAAUGAGGAUGAUGUACCUCGGCAAUUCGUCCUACUCCGGCGCUCAGCCCUCAUUCCAGAUGCAAAUGCAGCCGCAGUCCCAGCAGCAUCAUCAGUACCAUCAUCAUCAUCAGCAGCAGCAGCAGCAGUCACAACAGCCGCACUCCUCAUUCUCCGCCUUUGCACACGGAGGAGGCCAGCACCAUGGAGGUUCCACGGCUUCUGCCCCUUCGGCGACUGCGACGACCGCUUCUGCGUCAUUUGGGGACCCCUUUGCAUCAAACUGA
This is a messenger RNA of Acaromyces ingoldii, 5652 nucleotides long. RefSeq lists its product as hypothetical. The record is from RefSeq and is a predicted model, not a curated record. The coding region runs from base 1 to 5652 and encodes 1883 amino acids. Gene Ontology annotation, biological process: regulation of transcription by RNA polymerase II. Gene Ontology annotation, molecular function: DNA-binding transcription factor activity, RNA polymerase II-specific; RNA polymerase II cis-regulatory region sequence-specific DNA binding. Lineage: Eukaryota; Fungi; Basidiomycota; Exobasidiomycetes; Exobasidiales; Cryptobasidiaceae. The transcript has a single exon.